AUGGCUGUGCCGGGGGAAGGUGCGGGAGCAGCGCGGUGCUGCGGGCGGCUCUCGCCUUUGCUGCUGCUGCUCAGCCUGGUGGUAUUCUUGCUGGUGUUUAUGUGCUCGUUGAAGGUGUCUGCAGUUGAAGAAGAAAUGGGCGACCACAAAGAUGUUAAGAAGUUUUUCAGGACACAGGAUGAUUUAUUAGUGCUGUAUUCUAGAUCUGCUGCUGCUGAGAGCUCACUCAGGUUACUGUCCAGUGUGACCCAAGAGGUGAAAGGACAAGGCACUAUAUGUUCAUCAGAACCCUCCUCUGAAGAAAUCAAAAUCCCAGAUGCUGCGAAAGCAGAUAAGAAGAAAGGUGAUCAACCUGCAGAAGAUGAAAAGCCCAAGAUAAAAGUGAACAAUGAAUAUGAGAUUGAGCAUGACAACACUGGACUGAAUGCAGGCUGGUUCCUUGACCAUGUGAUCAUGACAGACCUGAAUAGACCUCACCUCUGGUUUUACUUCCCCUGCAACAACUGGCUGAGCAAGGAGGACGGGGAUGGACUGUACAUCAGAGACCUCAUCGGCAGCCUGGAUCCCAUGGAUGUGCCCAAAAUCAACAAAUACAUGGUCUGAGUUUUUACUGGCGACAUUAGCGGCAGUGGAACGGAUGUGGAUGUCUUCAUUAAUAUCUUCGGUGAGAAAGGAGACACAGAUGUGAGGAAACUGGAAAAUGACAAAGACAACUUUGAAAAGGGAGCAGAGUACAAGUUCACACUCGAUGCUCCGAAUUUGGGAAGGUUAAGGAAAAUUAAUAUAGGGCAUAAUAACAAGGGUGGCUCUGCUGGCUGGUUCCUUGCAAAGGUGAUCAUUGAAGACAUCGUCAAUAAAUGCAUGUACCAAUUCCCAGUUGGAUGCUGGUUUGCUUUAGAUGAAGAUGAUGGAAAAAUCCAGAGGGACAUUCUGGUUGGGGGCACUGAAGCCACAGGUAUUGUGUACAAUGUCGCUGUAGUGACAGGAGAUAUCAGAGGAGCUGGCACAAACUCCAAGAUCCACAUAAUCCUCCAUGGCUCCAAAGGCUUAAAGAACAGUGGGAAGAUUUUCUUGGAAGGAGGUGAAUUUGAGUGUGCCAGAACAGAUCUCUUUAACGUGGAGAUAGCUGCUCUCCUCAGCCCUCUCAGCAGAGUCACCAUUGGGCAUGAUAACUGUGGCGUCAGUUCUGGCUGGUUUUGUGAGAAGGUGGUGGUUUACUGCCCAUUCACUGGUAUCGAGCAAACUUUCCCAUGUAGGAAAUAGCCGGAUGAAGAUGAAGGAGAUGGUCUCAUAGAGCGGGAGCUCUACAAAAUGCUCUCCCUGCGCCAGAGAAGACUGAAAAAAAGCCCCUGGUCUCUGUGGGUCUGGACAAGUGACAUUAAGAAUGCAGGGACAGAUGCCACCAUCUAUUUCCAGAUAUGUGGAGACAAGGGGAAGUCAGAUGAGAUGAAACUGGACAACAAUUCAGACAACUUUGAAGCUGGACAGACUGACAAGUUCAUGAUCGAGCUCCCUGAUCUGGGCAUAUCUUAUAAGCUUCGGAUAUGGCAUGAGAAAAGAAAUCCCUUUUCUGGCUGACAUCUGAAUAAGGUAACUCUGCUGAAAACGCUGAUAAAAGAAAAAUACUCAUUCAACUGCGGCCACUGGCUAGAUAUAAAUGAAGACGACAAUGAGAUCAUGCGGGAGCUCCCUGCGGAGGGAUCUCUAGUGACUGAAGUCAUGCCAGUGAUGAAGUACCGGGUGAUGGUUUACACUGGGAUGGUAAGUGGGAGUGGCACGGAUGCCAACGUCUGUCUGCCUCAUCGGUGAGCAGGAGACCGUGUUCUCUACAACUGCAUCAACACUGCCAAUAAAUUUGAAAAAGGCAAUGCUGAUGAAUUCUUCAUCAAAGCAGUAACGCUGAAGCAGGUGAGGAGGGUGAGGAUAGGGCAUGAUGGCAAAGGAGGAAGCAGUGGCUGAUACCUUGCCAAAGUGAUAGUGAGGGAAGAAGGACAGCCAGAAAGUGAGGCUGUGGAAUUCCCCUGCUACAGAUAGCUUGACAAAAAUGAGGGUGAUGGUCAGAUUGUCCAAGAAUUAGUGCCUGCUGGGGAGUCACCAAUGCUAAAAAGUGAUUAUCACAUCAGCGUGAAGAUGGGAGAUAUCCCUGGUGCCAGCUCAGACUCCAAAUUUUUCAUCAAACUCUAUGGUGAAAAAGCAGAGUCUGGCAAAGAGCCUCUCUUAGUCUCUGAUAAUGAUCUAGGCAAUUAUUUUGAACGUGGUCGAGUGGUUGAAUUUACUCUAGAUAUGAUGGAUAUUGGGAAGAUCAACUGAAUACUGAUUGGACACAAUAACGUGGGUCUCCAGUCUGGUUGGUUCCUGGCCAGUGUCCAGAUCACAGUUCCAGUCCAGGGAAGGCAGUACAUGUUCCCCUGCAACUGAUGGCUUGACAAAGAUGAGGCUGAUGGCAGGGUGGAGGUGGAGGUCUACCCAAGUGAGAUUCUGCCUAUUGAGAAAUUGAUAAACUACGAGGUGUCUGUGGUUACCGGAGACAUGCAGGCUUCAGGCACCAACGCCAAAGUCUUCAUGCAGAUUUAUGGCGAGACUGGCAAAACAGAGUUGAUCAUCUUAGAAAACAGAUCAAACAACUUCAAACGAGGAGCCACAGAUAUUUUCAAGAGAGAGGCUGCAGAUGUUGGCAAAAUUUAUAAGAUUCGGAUAGGCCAUGAUGGGACAGGCAUUGGGGAUGGCUGGUUCCUGGAAAGCGUCACACUGAAGCGGCUUGCCAUGAAGGCAAAGGAGCCUGAUAAAAACAAGAAGAAGAAAAAGAAGUCUGAUGAGGAGGAAGAAGAGGAAACCAAGGUGGAAGAAGUCAUGGAUGUCUAUACGUUUGUGGCACACUGAUGGUUGGCUAGAGAUGAAGGAGAUAAGGAGCUUGUGGUGGAGCUGGUACCCGAUGGAGAAUCUGACCUGGAGGAGAAUACGUACGAAGUCCGUGUUCUCACUGGGAAUGUGUCUGGGGCUGGGACAGAUGCUAACGUCUUCUUGAGCAUCUAUGGCAUAGAAAGAGGAGACACGGGUGAGCACCAGCUGAAAAGGUCAAAUAACUUCAACAAAUUUGAAAAGGGCCAGGUGGAUGUGUUCACCAUUAAAGCCAUUGACCUGGAUGAGCUGAAGAAGCUGCAGAUCCACUACGAUAACUCUGGUGCUAGCCCAAGCUGGUUCCUGGAGAGGGUAGAGAUUGUUGACCUCAAGGAGAGCACCACGCAUUAUUUUCCAUGCCAGCAGUGGUUAGCAGUUGAGGAAGAUGACGGUCAGAUUAUCAGGGAGCUGGUCCUAGUGGAUGAAGCAUUUGUAAAGAAAGAUUCGGAAAAUGAUGGCCGGUCUCUUGCAAUGCUGGGCCUGAAACAGAAAGCUAAAUCAACCACAUACACAGUGAAAGUGAAAACCGGGGACAAGAAAAAUGCUGGGACAGAUGCAAACGUCUUCAUCGCUCUCUAUGGAAGUAAAGAUGAUACAGGGAUAGUCAGCCUAAAGGCCUCAAAGAUUAACAAGAACAAAUUUGAGCAUGGGAAGGUAGAUGAGUUUACAGUGGAAUCUGUGGACAUUGGAGACCUGAAAAAAAUCAAGAUAGGCCAUGAUAAUAAAGGUAAUUCAACUGGCUGGUUUCUGGAAUGGGUGGAGAUUGAUGCCCCAUCACUGGGACAGUGCCUCAAGUUCCCUUGUGGCCGUUGGCUGGAUAAAUCGGAGGAUGAUGGAGCCAUUGAGAGAAUUAUCUUCCCUGCAGAACUGCAGACAACAGAGUAUACCCCACUUGUGCCUUACGAGAUAGUCUACACCAGUGAUAUCUUCGGAGCUGGCACAGAUGCAGAUGUCUUCAUUGUUCUGUAUGGAUCCGAUGGGAUCUGCACUCAGCAGAAAUCCCUGUGCCUCAACAAGAGGGAGCAAAGGAUGUAUUUUGAAAGGAACUCAGUGAAUCAGUUCAUUGUGGAGCUGGAGGAUGUUGGUGACAUUAUUGAAAAGAUUUGCAUAGGACACAGUGGCGAAGGGCUGAAUUCUAGAUGGCAUUUGGACCAUGUGAUGAUUCGGAGACUAUUGCCAAAUGGAAAGGGCUCAGAAACUGUCAUAUUUCCAUGUGAAAGAUGGCUUGCAAAGUCUGAAGAUGACAGCAAGAUUAUCAGAGGGAUGGUAUCAUCUGAUACUUUUACUGAAAAACUCGUGAAGGACGGGACACUCAAGCAGACAGAGGAAGAAAUUGAAGACCCAUUAGAAGUGAUCCCAUACCACGUCACCGUCAUGAUGGGCACAGAAUACAACUCCAGCACUGACAGCCGGGUGUACAUCAUCAUCAUGGGUCCUGUGAAAGCGCAGACGGAGAGGCUGUGGCUGGAUCUCUCGGAAGAAAAAAGAGAGUUUGAAGAUGGCUGUGUAGAGAAAUUCUCUGUUUGGGGCCUGGAUGUUGGGGAGAUCAAAAAAGUGGAGGUAGGGCACAACGGUGCUACCCCUGAGAGCUGCUGGCUGUUGGAAGAGCUCACCAUUGUCAUGCCCACCAAAGGUGUCAUGUAUAUUUGUAAGUGCUGGCUGGCCAGAGAAAAAGGUGAUGGUCUCACCUUAUGAAUCCUCAACAUCCUGGAUGCGGACUGUGUUAAUGUUGGCCUCAAGAUCCUCUACAAAGUCACGGUUGUGACUGGAGACAUUGAAAGCAGUGGUACUGAUACCAGUAUUUUCAUGACGGUCUUUGGAUCCAAUGGGAACACUGAGGAGAUGCAGCUGGAAAAAAAUGGAGAUAGGUUUGAGCGAGGCCAAGAGGACAGGUUCAUUAUGGAGAUCGCCAAUAUCGCACCCCUCAGGAAGAUGAGAAUCCGGACGGAUGGGAAGGGGACUCGCCCGCACUGGUACCUGGAAAGGAUCAUCCUGAGGAACCUGACUAAUCAAGAAGUGGCCAUGUUUACCUACGGUGAAUGGCUGUCAAAGGUGAAAAAUGCCAAGGGCAGUCUUGAGUGUGAGAUGCCAGCUAUCAUAGAUGACGAGCAGAUGAUGGAGGACACAACAUACACUCUUCAGGUUAAAACCAGUGAUGCUGGAGGAGCAGGCACCGACGCCAACGUGUCCUUGAUCCUGUUUGGGGAGAAUGGGCACAGCAGGACCCUGGCUCUGAAAGAGUCCAACAAGUCUAACAAGUUAGAGAGGAACCAUAUGGAUGAAUUCAGCUUCUCGGACAUGCUGAGCCUGGAAGAUCUCUGCAAAGUGCAGAUCUGGCACAACAACAAAGGAAUUGCACCAGAUUGGCACUUGGAAUAUAUUGAAGUGACGGACUCUGCCAUGGACAAGACAUUUCGCUUCCAGUGUGAUCGCUGGCUAGCUAAAGAUGACGACAAUGGGCAGCUCAUAAGGGAACUGGCUUGUGACAUCCUGGAACUGAAGGAACAGACCAUCUAUGAGAUUGUCACAGUAACAAGUGACAGAGAGGAUGCAGAAACAAAAGAAAACAUCUGAAUCAUCUUAGAAGGAAAGCUGGGCCACUCAAAAGAAUUCCUGAUGGAAAACUCCACCAAGAAAAGAUUUGAAAAGGGAGCAACAGACACAUUUCAGUUUUCUUCAAAGAAUGUCAGUGCUAUCGCAGCCAUCUGCAUUGGACACUGCCCAAAAGAUGAGAAGAAGUCAUCUGCAAAAGCUGAUGUCUUCUGGCACAUCCAAGAGAUUGUCAUAAUUGAGAUGGAGCUUUGUAACAAAUACUUUUUCAGGUGCAAUGUGAAAAUCCCUCUGCAUUACAAGAGACGGGACUACAAAGUCUUUGAGUGUGCCAAGGUCAUUGAGAGCUUUGCCAGCAAAGCCCGGAGCUUGGUACCAGUCAAAUAUGAGACCAUCAUAGUCACAGGCUUUGAAAAGGGUGCAGGGACUGAUGCCAAAGUGUCCAUCACCAUCUUCAGGGUGAAUGGGGACUCAGGAAAGCGAGUGCUGAAGCAUAAAUUCAGGAACCUCUUUGAGCAGAGAAAAACCAGCAGGUUUUACCUGGAAACGCUGGACAGGGGGGAACUAAAAAAAGUCCAGAUCGAGCAUGACAACAGCGGUCUGGGGCCAGGCUGGCUGGUGGAGCGAGUGGAGAUCACCAACACGGCAACUGGCGUGACGACCAUAUUUCCCUGCGGGAAGUGGCUGGAUGAAAACCGGGGUGAUGGGUUAAUCUGGAGGGAGCUUUUUCCUAGGUACUGAGGAAGGCAGGGCUGCAGGAGGGUUUUGAUCCAGUCUGCAUGAGCAUUUUUCUCAUUAUACUGUUUUAUAUUGCAUUUUGCUUUUUAAAAUGCUGCCUUUAUAUUGAAAGAUUUUUAGUAACAAGAUGUGUUUCCUGGGUUAAGGUUUUGUAAAAGUAAUACUGCAAUUUUUUAGAGCGCAUAUAAAAUUGUGAAUGAAAUAAAUACAUUUCUCACUUCUUUAUGAUUAAAAG
Molecule: messenger RNA, 6421 nt
Organism: Falco peregrinus (peregrine falcon)
Lineage: Eukaryota; Metazoa; Chordata; Aves; Falconiformes; Falconidae
Gene: LOXHD1
Product: lipoxygenase homology PLAT domains 1
Molecular function (GO): protein binding
Source: RefSeq, a predicted model, not a curated record